Mesoplodon densirostris (Blainville's beaked whale) is the source of this 2005-nucleotide messenger RNA. It is a transcript of the gene PRDX6, whose product is annotated as peroxiredoxin 6. Gene Ontology annotation, molecular function: peroxiredoxin activity. Bases 107 to 781 code for a protein of 224 amino acids. Gene Ontology annotation, cellular component: mitochondrion; cytosol. Lineage: Eukaryota; Metazoa; Chordata; Mammalia; Artiodactyla; Ziphiidae. The transcript is spliced from 5 exons. Gene Ontology annotation, biological process: cellular oxidant detoxification; cell redox homeostasis. The record is from RefSeq and is a predicted model, not a curated record.
CCCUGGAAGCCCCAUUUAUUCCGCUCCCCAGCACACACGCCAGAACCAGCCAGGUGGUGGUUGUAGCCGUUGUGCCUAGUCCUCCUUCCGUGUCACCGCUGCCGCCAUGCCCGGAGGGCUCCUUCUCGGGGACGAGGCUCCCAACUUCGAGGCCAAUACUACCAUCGGCCGCAUCCGUUUCCACGACUAUCUGGGAGACUCAUGGGGAAUUCUCUUCUCCCACCCUCGGGACUUUACCCCAGUGUGUACCACAGAGCUUGGCAGAGCAGCAAAGCUGGCACCAGAAUUUGCCAAGAGGAACGUUAAGAUGAUUGCCCUUUCAAUAGACAGUGUUGAAGACCAUCUUGCCUGGAGCAAGGAUAUCAAUGCUUACAAUGGUGAUGAGCCCACAGAAAAGUUACCUUUUCCCAUCAUUGAUGAUAAGAAUCGGGACCUUGCCAUCCAGUUGGGCAUGCUGGACCCAGCAGAGAAGGACGAAAAGGGCAUGCCUGUAACAGCUCGUGUGGUAUUUAUUUUUGGUCCUGAUAAGAAGCUAAAACUGUCCAUCCUCUACCCAGCUACCACUGGCAGGAACUUUGAUGAGAUUCUCCGAGUAAUUAUCUCUCUGCAGCUGACAGCAGAAAAGAGGGUUGCCACCCCAGUUGAUUGGAAGAAUGGAGACAGCGUGAUGGUCAUUCCAACCAUCCCUGAAGAGGAAGCCAAAAAACUUUUCCCUAAAGGAGUCUUCACCAAAGAGCUCCCAUCUGGCAAGAAAUACCUCCGUUACACCCCCCAGCCGUAGGCUCUCCACAGAGUUGGUGCUGGAGCUGCUCACUGAGCACCGUGAGCCAGAGGAUGCCAGCUGCCCAUCAUGUUUUCCUGCAGCAGUACCAUAAAAACAUCCUGGUGUGAUCACAGCCAAGGUCUUUAGGUUGCUAUACUACUGGCUUAUUAAAUGAAAAUGGCACUAAAAAUUCCUUGGGAUUCUUUGCUCUGUGCCUUUAGCAGCAUUCUCUUCUGUUCAUAUAUCUUAGCAUUCUCUGCUGACUCUCUUUGAAAUUUGAGGCUCAUCUUGUUGGAUCUCUGCAGGGUUUAUGACCAACAAGGUGGUAUCAGUUUAUGGUUGAAAAAGCCUGCUUUGCUCCAUCAUAGAAUGAGUAUCAGGUGUUUUCAGCUGUUCUAAUCAAAUCCUCUCUUCUGUUACCCAUUUUGGGAAGGAAUAGAACUUGGGGUUCAACUUCCUCUGUAUAUACCUACGUAUGUAACCUAAGAACUAUUCCAUGUUUUGGUCACAAUGGGGGGCAAAACCUUUUCAAUUCUGUAAUUUUCCAGUAGAUAACUGAAGGAUGUGCAGCGGGGAGGAAUCUUUAAGUAUUUUGCUAUCAAGAAAAAUUUUCAAUAAAUUUCUAUUGAAAGUGGGAAGCUACAGAAAAGGUUCCACUUGCCUGCCAGGGAGGUGUACCAGAGGCAUGAGCAACACGACAGUGCCAGGUGCCUUUCAGAGUAUUUCUGGAUGUCAGUUGGCUCUACAAUGAAGUGCACAUGAAAGGGCACACCUUGGGAAGAGGGGAGAGGGUGACUGAAAAUGUUUUAUUAUAGAUUUAUUCUUGCAGUGGGGGAGGGGAACUAUUUUCUGAAUUUUACUUCUUAGUGAUCAGCAAGUAAAUCCUUUGUUAAAACGUGAUCAGAAAAUUCUGUUGUCACAUUUUCAAGUACUAGUUCAGACUCAUGUCCUGAGGGCAAAUGUUUCCUUGCUAGAUUUGACACUGAUGCUUUUCUCCGAAGACAGAUACAUAAAAUUUCAUAUAAUGCAAAUGGAGGAGCGGCUGAUGAAGGUGUGAUGCCAGGGACUUCCCUGGUGGUCCAGUGGUUAAGACUCCACGCUUCCACUGCAGGGGGCAUGGGUUUGAUCCCGGGUCGGGGAACUAAGAGCUCAUGUGCUGCCCAGUGUGGCCAAAAAUAAAAUAAAAUAAAAUGUGUUUCCUUUGCUUUGAAAAAAAUAGAAAAGAAAAUGUAUUCCACCACA